UGGUAGGGAGGCAGAAGCAAUUCCCACCAACUGUAGAAAAUUCCAUUGAGUGGGUCUCUCUGAAUUGCCAUUUUUUCUAGAUAUCAGUUUCUAAUUCAUCAGUGUCAUUGUCCUAAAGCUUCUAGGAGAUGUCUCUUGAGUUUCAGUACCAUUCUGGUAGAAACUAAAAGUGUUGAAAUAUCGACUGUCUCAGAAAACACCCUCUCUGAGGGCUUUUGGGUAAGACUGCACACACGUUCUGUUGCCUAGGUCAGCAGAUAGUUGAUAAAUAGGUAAUAAUAAGAAAACCCUGCUAACUAAGCAAUAAUUAUUUGACAUGCCGUUCCCAAGUAGAUAGUGUUAUUUAUUCUCUUGUCACUUACAGCUUCAGGGGAGCCAAACCCAUGAACUUGUCCUUGGCUAGCCGCCAACUCCACGAGAUCUAUAUAAGGGGAGCCCUCCGCACCCCAGCAGGGAAACACUGAGCCAUCUUCUUCCCACCUUCUUAGUGUCACUCACUCCUCUUGUGUCAGAAUGAGCAGGCAGGUCAAUGCCUUGAGGUGCCAGAGGGGAAGCUUCAGCAGUGGCUCAGCCAUUCUGCCGGGAGGGUGCUGGAGAAGGGCAGGGAGCUCGCUGUCAGUCUACAAGAGCAGCGGCCGCUGUCAUGGCUCUGCCUGGCCUGGAGGUUACAGUAGUCAGAGUCUUAUUAGCCUUGGCGGGAGCAAGAGCGUCUCCGCCAGUGUAGCUGGAGGCCUGGGCCAUGGUGGCAGUCUGGGGAGCUACAGGGGUGGAUGUUUUGGGGUGGGCAGCCUCGGUGGGGUAGGCUUUGGCCUUGGCAGUGGUUUUGGGGGUCUGGGGUCUCUAGGCCCAGCAGUCUGUCCUGGGGUCAUCCAGGAAGUUGUAACCAACCAAAGCUUGCUGGAGCCUCUGGAUGUGAAGAUUGACCCUGAGGUCCAGCAGGUGAAGCAGCAGGAGCGGGAGCAGAUCAAGGAACUCAACAACAAGUUCGCCUCCUUCAUUAACAAGGUGCGCUUCCUGGAGCAGCAGAACCAGGUGUUGGAGACCAAGUGGGAGCUGCUGCAGCAGCUGGAUGUCAGCACCCACACCCCCAGCCUGGAGCCCAUCCUGGAGGGUUACAUCGGCCGCCUCAGGAGGCAGGCAGACAAGUUCACGGUAGAGAAGACCCAGCAGGAAGCAGAGCUGAGGAACACUCAGGGUUCCGUGGAGGAAUACAAGAAGAAAUACAAAGCAGAAAUCAACAGCAGGACAAAUGCCGAGAAUGACUUUGUGGUGCUGAAGAAGGAUGUUGACAGUGCCUACUUGGUCAAGGUGGAUCUCAGUGCCAAAGUGGGCGCCCUGCAGCAGGAGGUUGAAUUCCUCCAAGUCUUCUAUGCUGCUGAGCUGGCCAAGGUGCAGCAGAUGGUCAACACCACCAAUGUGGUCCUCUCCAUGGACAACAAUCGGCACUUGGACCUGGACAGCAUCCUCUCCGAGGUCAAGGCCCAGUACGAGCAGAUCACUCAGAGGAGCAAGGCUGAAGCCGAGGCCCUGUACCAGACCAAAUACCAGGAGCUCCAGGUCACUGCCGGGAGAAAGAGUGAUGACCUCCAGGUGAUGAAGAUGGAGGUCAGUGAGCUGAACCGAGCCAUCCAGAGACUUCAGGCAGAAAUCACCGGCCUCAAGAAACAGUGUGCUGCCCUGCAAGACGCCAUCCUGGAGGCGGAGCAGAAGGGUGAGGCAGUCCUCAAAGAUGCUCAGGACAAGCUGGCUGAGGUGGAGGCUGCCCUGCAGCAGGCCAAGGAGGACCUGGCCCGCCUGCUGCGUGACUACCAGGAGCUGCUGGGAGCCAAGCUGGCCCUGGACGUGGAGAUCGCCACCUACCGCAAGCUGCUGGAGGGUGAGGAGAGCCAGUGA
Messenger RNA from Diceros bicornis minor, 1893 nucleotides. Its product is annotated as keratin, type II cytoskeletal 2 epidermal-like. NCBI's taxonomy places the organism in Eukaryota, Metazoa, Chordata, Mammalia, Perissodactyla, Rhinocerotidae. The transcript is spliced from 7 exons. The record is from RefSeq and is a predicted model, not a curated record. Gene Ontology annotation, biological process: intermediate filament organization; keratinization. Bases 514 to 1893 code for a protein of 459 amino acids. Gene Ontology annotation, molecular function: structural constituent of skin epidermis. Gene Ontology annotation, cellular component: keratin filament.